Messenger RNA from Fusarium vanettenii 77-13-4, 495 nucleotides. RefSeq lists its product as uncharacterized. The record is from RefSeq and is a predicted model, not a curated record. Bases 1 to 495 code for a protein of 164 amino acids. Gene Ontology annotation, cellular component: cytoplasm. The transcript is spliced from 3 exons. Lineage: Eukaryota; Fungi; Ascomycota; Sordariomycetes; Hypocreales; Nectriaceae. Gene Ontology annotation, molecular function: GTP binding; GTPase activity.
AUGGGCCAGGUUAUCUCCUCCGUCUGGACACCGCAAAAGAUCACGGUCGGACUUGUUGGGCUGCCAUCAGCAGGCAAGUCAGCAAUCAUUUGGCACCUGCUCCAUAGAGCCGUCCCAGCUAAAAUCCCGCCGCGGUCAAUGAUAGAAGUCGACACCAUAACCAGGAAUGGGCAAAGCUUUGAUCUAUUCGACUUUGUUGGAGACGAAAAGCUGAGAGCAUGUUGGAGGAGCUUCUUUGCCCCAAAAGAUGCCAUUAUCUUUGUUGUUGAUAGUGCAGAUCGCGACAGCAUGGACGAAGCCGGAGAGGAGUUGCAUCGAUUGUUUCUGGUAGAGAGACUCGAGUUCAAACCUAUUGUGGUAUUUGCCAACAAGCAAGACUCGCCGGAGGCUAUGAGUGUGGACGAACUUGUCGACGUUUUAGGAAUACGUGGUGAACUGGAAAAGGACAAGAGAUGUGUUGGUAUCUGCACAGCACCACAUGAGGCUAUACGCUGA